AUGGACGGAGUAAGCGCAGCAGCAAGCAUCAUCGCUGUGAUCGAGCUGUCAGCGAAAGUCGCAUGUCUUUGCGUCCAAUACUCCUCCGAUGUCAAGAAUGCCAAAGCUGAUAUUGAGCGACUGCAAAGAGAGCUUCAAGGGCUGGGAACAACUCUACAAGGCGCGCGGGAGCUUCUUGAGAGUCCAAACGGCAAGAGCCUUAAAACGUCUCAGGGCUUGGUAGACGGGCUCACCAACUGCUCUUCCCAGCUGACACAGCUACAACUAAGGCUGGAGAAGAAACUUCAUCAUGGGCCUGCGCGUAAGGCCAUGCGCCGGCUCGGAUUUCGCGCUCUUAAGUGGCCCUUCGAUAGCAAAGAGAUCGAUACUAUCAUUAAGAACUUAGAGCGGUAUCGAGGCAUACUAUCUCUGGGUCUCGCCGUCGACCAAGUUACUCAGAUCUUUGAUGUCGACCAGAGAGUCCUAGGUGUCGACCAGAAAGUCCUUGAUGUCGGCCAGAAAUUUGUCCUUUCCCAACUUCCGAUUGCGAACGAUGCAGCCUUCGACUCUCACGCAGACGAGCACGACGCGCGAUGUCACCCCGAAACCCGGACCGACCUCCUCAAGGAUAUAAAAGAAUGGGCUGGAAGUCCAAAAGGCGAAGGCAUCUUCUGGCUAAACGGUAUGGCUGGAACCGGGAAGUCCACCAUAUCACGAACGGUUGCACAAUCUUUUGCAGACCAAGGACUUCUCGGUGCCAGCUUCUUCUUUAAGAGAGGCGAGCGAGACCGGAGCAACGCAGCUCGGCUAUUUACAACCAUUGCAACUCAGCUUACUGUCAAAGAACCUGGUUUGGCAGCGCACAUUAGGGCUGCUAUUGAGGCUGACCCUUCCAUCAUACGCAAGGUGUUAAAGGAGCAGUUUAAGCAGCUGAUCCUGAAGCCAUUGGAAAACUUAGGGGGUAAUUUGGACGGCACCAAAACAAUUGUCCUGGUGAUUGAUGCCCUUGAUGAGUGCGAACGGGAUGAUGAUAUUAAGGUUAUCAUUUCCCUGUUGUCACAAGCAAAGAGUCUGGGUUCAAUACGGCUAAAAGCUUUCCUCACAAGCCGGCCUGAGUUGCCAAUCCGACUUGGCUUCAAAGAGAUCAAGGACAAAUACCAGGAUCUGGUCCUGCAUGAAAUCCCAAAGCCAAUUAUCGAGCACGACAUCGCUACAUAUCUGAACUUCGAGCUUGCAAAAAUCCGUAACGACUAUAAUGCUCUGUCUCCUGGUGGGCGGCAGCUCCCGCACGAUUGGCCUGGUUCCCAGAUUAUUAAGGAUUUAGUCCAGAUGGCUGUUCCGCUUUUUAUCUUUGCAGCGACUGCCUGUCGUUUUAUACGUGACCGGAAAUACGGCGGACCGGAUCGACAACUGGCAAAACUCCUUGCCUACCAGACAAGUCAGCAAUCAAAACUCGACGCUACCUACCUCCCAGUUCUAGAACCCCUUUUUGUCGACCUUACCGAUUUAGAGCACGACUUUUUGAACGAAUUUCAACAGAUUGUCGGCACGAUUGUACUUCUAGCCGAGCCACUUUCAACAACGUCUCUCUCAAAGUUUAUCCAGAUCGAUAGAGAUAUCGUUAUCGACCGGUUAGAUUCUCUCCACUCUGUACUCAACGUACCUACCUCCGCCGAAUCUCCCGUCAGGAUCUUCCACCUGUCAUUCCGUGACUUUCUUGUCGAUCCCGCUAAGGCCAAAGAGCAAAAGACGUAUCCAUUUUGGGUCGAUGAGAAAGCGACGCAUAGGAGGAUUGCAACUAGAUGCCUGGAUCUCCUUUCCGAUUACUUAAAAAAGGACAUCUGCGAUCUGAGAAUGCCUGGAACAGCUCGUGCCGACAUUGAGUCGUCAGUCAUUGACUUACAUUUGCCAUCGGAUGUCCGGUAUGCGUGCCUAUAUUGGGUCUAUCACGUCCAGCAAAGCAGCUCUCGUAUAAGCGAUGAUCAUCAAGUAUACACCUUCCUCGAACGUCAUUUCCUCCACUGGCUGGAAGCGUUAAGUCUCCUUGGGAAAAUAUCUGUAACUAUUGGAAUGAUUAGGGAUUUACAGGGUCUCCUCACUAUCCCACUAUUGCCAAAGGUUGAUUUAGAGUGGAACGCGUGUCUGCAGAUCCUCGAGGGGCAUGGCCUCUCGGUUACAGCGGUAGCGUUCUCGCCGGACGGUACCACACUGGCGUCAGCUUCAGACGAUAAAACGGUACGGCUUUGGGAUGUGGCGACCGGCGAGCACCAGCGGACCCUCGAGGGGCAUGGCCUCUCGGUUAGAGCGGUAGCGUUCUCGCCGGAUGGUACCACACUGGCGUCAGCUUCAUACGAUCAAACGGUACGGCUUUGGGAUGUGGCGACCGGCGAGCACCAGCGGACCCUCGAGGGGCAUGGCGACUGGGUUACAGCGGUAGCGUUCUCGCCGGACGGUACCACACUGGCGUCAGCUUCAGAAGAUCAAACGGUACGGCUUUGGGAUGUGGCGACCGGCGAGCACCAGCGGACCCUCGAGGGGGAUGGCCACUUGGUUACAGCGGUAGCGUUCUCGCCGGAUGGUACCACACUGGCGUCAGCUUCACGCGAUCAAACGGUACGGCUUUGGGAUGUGGCGACCGGCGAGCACCAGCGGACCCUCGAGGGGCAUGGCCACUGGGUUACAGCGGUAGCGUUCUCGCCGGACGGUACCACACUGGCGUCAGCUUCAUACGAUCAAACGGUACGGCUUUGGGAUGUGGCGACUGGUGAGCACCAGCGGACCCUCAAGGGGCAUGGCCUCUCGGUUAGAGCGGUAGCAUUCUCGCCGGACGGUACCACACUGGCGUCAACUUCACACGAUAAAACGGUACGGCUUUGGGAUGUGGCGACCGGCGAGCACCAGCGGACCCUCAAAGGGCAUGGCGACUGGGUUAGAGCGGUAGCGUUCUCGCCGGACGGUACCACACUGGCGUCAGCUUCAGAAGAUCAAACGGUACGGCUUUGGGAUGUGGCGACCGGCGAGCACCAGCGGACCCUCGAGGGGCAUGGCCUCUCGGUUACAGCGGUAGCGUUCUCGCCGGACGGUACCACGCUGGCGUCAGCUUCAAACGAUCAAACGGUACGGCUUUGGGAUGUGGCGACCGGCGAGCACCAGCGGACCCUCGAGGGGCAUGGCCUCUCGGUUACAGCGGUAGCGUUCUCGCCGGACGGUACCACGCUGGCGUCAGCUUCAAACGAUAAAACGGUACGGCUUUGGGAUGUGGCAACCGGCGAGCACCAGCGGACCCUCGAGGGGCAUGGCCUCUCGGUUAGAGAGGUAGCGUUCUCGCCGGACGGUACCACGCUGGCGUCAGCUUCAAACGAUCAAACGGUACGGCUUUGGGAUGUGGCGACCGGCGAGCACCGGCGGACCCUCAAAGGGCAUGGCGACUGGGUUACAGCGGUAGCAUUCUCGCCGGACGGUACCACGCUGGCGUCAGCUUCAGACGAUAAAACGGUACGGCUUUGGGAUGUGGCGACCGGCGAGCACCAGCGGACCCUCGAGGGGCAUGGCCUCUCGGUUACAGCGGUAGCGUUCUCGCCGGACGGUACCACGCUGGCGUCAGCUUCACACGAUAAAACGGUACGGCUUUGGGAUGUGGCGACCGGCGAGCACCAGCGGACCCUCGAGGGGCAUGGCCUCUCGGUUACAGCGGUAGCGUUCUCGCCGGACGGUACCACGCUGGCGUCAGCUUCAAACGAUAAAACGGUACGGCUUUGGGAUGUGGCGACCGGCGAGCACCGGCGGAUCCUCGAAGUACAGGUCACUCCUAGACGUCUAUCAUCGAGGAUUGCUGAGGAUAGCCCCGAGUCCAGCAAAUAA
Messenger RNA from Podospora bellae-mahoneyi, 3840 nucleotides. RefSeq lists its product as uncharacterized. The record is from RefSeq and is a predicted model, not a curated record. Gene Ontology annotation, molecular function: protein binding. NCBI's taxonomy places the organism in Eukaryota, Fungi, Ascomycota, Sordariomycetes, Sordariales, Podosporaceae. The transcript is spliced from 4 exons. Gene Ontology annotation, cellular component: nucleus. Bases 1 to 3840 code for a protein of 1279 amino acids.